GUUGUGAAUUCAAGAUGGCGGUAAUUAGUGUUGUGCCCGUUUAUGGAAAGGAGUCGAUAAUGUCAAUCUAAUAAAUAAUAUAUAGUAUCUGCAGUCGUGUUCUCUCUAAAAUAAAGUGUUUUUUUAUGUUUUUGACAUGUGAUAAGUUUUAACUGUUCAAUUUUCAUUGUUAAUAUCGGCUCGGCGUGUUUGCAUUCAUUCAUAUAAAUUAGAUCUGUAUGCAGAGAUUGUAAUCUGCAAAUUGUUAUCAGCGGGAUUAUUCAUUAUUCAGGCGGAAUGUGGGAAAUUUGCCAGUAUUUUGGAAAGAAAUAGAAAAACUCAAUCAUGACAGAUACAAGGAGAAGAGUGAAGCUGUAUGCUUUGAAUGCAGAUAGACAAUGGGAUGACAGGGGUACUGGACAUGUUUCUUCAUCCUAUGUUGAUAGGUUGAAGGGUAUUUCAUUACUGGUGCGUGCUGAAAGUGAUUGUUCUCUAUUACUGGAAUCCAAGAUUCAGCCUGAUACUGCCUACCAAAAACAGCAGGACACUUUGAUUGUUUGGUCUGAAGGGGACAAUUUUGAUUUGGCACUAAGUUUUCAAGAAAAAUUAGGAUGUGAUGAAAUCUGGGAGAAAAUUUGUCAAGUGCAGGGCAAAGACCCUUCUGUUGAAAUUACUCAAGACAUUGUGGAAGAAUCAGAAGAUGAAAGGUUCGAUGAUAUGUCAGACUCUGCUCCACCAAUAGAAUUACCAAGUUGUGAACUGAGUAAUUUAGAAGACAUAAGUGAAUUGAUCACAAACUGGUUGAUUUCUCCUACAAGAAAAGAAAAGUUAGCUGCAGCAAUUGAAAGUGAAGGAUACAUUAGAAAGUUGAUCAACCUUUUUCAUAUGUGUGAAGACCUAGAAAGUACAGAAGGAUUACACCAUCUGUAUGACAUAUUCAAAAAUAUCUUUCUAUUGAAUAAGAACGUUCUGUUUGAUGUUAUGUUCAGUGAUGAUUUGAUAUUUGAUAUUGUUGGUUGUCUAGAAUAUGAUCCAUCCUCUUCACCACCCAAAAGACAUCGUGAAUAUCUGAAACAACAAGCCAAAUUCAAGGAGGCCAUUCCCAUAAAAAAUCCUGAACUAUUAUCUAAAAUUCAUCAAACAUUUCGGGUACAAUACAUCCAAGAUGUUGUUCUUCCUACCCCAUCAGUUUUUGAAGAGAAUAUGUUAUCCACAUUGAGUAGUUUUAUAUUCUUUAACAAAGUUGAAAUUGUGUCUUUGGUACAAGAUGAUGAGAAAUUUUUAACUGAACUUUUCACAAUGUUAACUGAUCUGAGCACUCCAGACUCCAAGAGGAGGGAGUUGGUAUUGUUUUUAAAAGAGUUUUGCAACUACGCACAGAACCUACAGCCCCAAGCCAAGGAGUCCUUCUACAAAACACUUACAGCUUUUGGUAUAUUACCAGCUUUAGAAAUAACACUUGCUAUGGAUGACCAGAAGACAAAGACUGCCUCAAUUGAUAUACUUACUUAUAUUGUGGAAUUCUCACCAUCAGUUGUGAGAGAGUACACUCUUCAACAAGCAAGUAAUACAGAUGAGGAUCAAAUGCUUCUCAAUAUAAUCAUAGAACAAAUGAUUUGUGAUACCGAUCCAGAAUUAGGUGGGGCUGUACAGUUGAUGGGAGUAUUGCGAAUACUCCUGGAUCCAGAAAAUAUGUUGGCGUCAGUUAAUAAAUCAGAAAAAACUGAUUUCCUGAACUUCUUUUACAAGCAUAGUGUCCAAAUUCUCAUAGAACCGUUAUUGGAAAACACAGCUCAUGAUAAACCUCAGAAAGAGGAUUACAGAAGUGUGCAGCUCUUAGGAUUAAUUUUGGAACUUCUGUCAUUUUGUGUUGAACAUCACACUUAUCACAUAAAGAACUGUAUUCUCAAUAAAGACUUACUUCGAAAAAUAUUGGUACUGAUGAAGUCAACACACAAAUUCCUCGUGCUCUGUGCUUUGAGGUUCAUGCGGAAGUUGAUAGCAUUGAAAGACGAAUUCUACAACAGAUACAUCAUAAAGGGUAAUCUAUUUGCACCCGUUGUCGAUGCUUUUGUAAGGAACAAUGGUCGUUACAAUCUGCUGGAUUCUGCUAUCAUUGAAAUGUUUGAAUUCAUCAAGCUGGAAGAUAUCAAAACCCUCUGUUCACAUGUGGUUGAAAACUAUUCCAAAUGUUUCGAUGACGUUUGCUAUGUACAGACUUUCAAGGCACUCAAAAUGAAAUAUGAUCAGCAUCAGGACAAACUCAAAGACAGGGAAAGAAACAGUUUGGAUGGUGUUCCCUCGAUAUUGAGGAAUAGUCGGUACCGACGAGAUCAGAGGCAAAUGGAGGAGGAAGAAGAGAUGUGGUUCAACGAAGAUGACGAUUUCGAUGAUAAUGAAGCCGUACUGCCAGCCACCAAUGACAUGCUAACUAAAAAAAUUGACACGGACCUCGAUAACUUGGGGAAGAUAAUUGAGAAGAAACAGCCGGAGCCGAACGGACCCAAGCCAAACAAUAAUGCAUCACAGAAGGCGAUGGUGCUCAACAACAACGCCAACGUUAUGGGAAGCACAACCGCUGCGAAUGUGGUGCCCAGCACGGAGAAUAAGUCGCAGUUAUUCAAAAGGGGCCUGGUCGAUUAUGAGGGUGGUGAUUCAGACGAAGAAGACGAAGAAAGCGGGGAGGUGACAAAGAGGCCGAGGCUCUCAUAGUCUAAUAGAAAAUCCGCAGGUAAGUGCGUUACAAACUCUGGUGACGUGCGGCCAAGUGUGAUCUCAUAGUGAAAGUGUGCGCGGCGUGUUUACUGUCAAUUAUAAUCUUAUCCAUGUUAGCCGAGUUACAGUCGACUGUAGGUAUGAACAUGAAACUUGUCGUGGUUGUACUGAGAACUUGUAGAUCUUCAAUGCAAGAUAAUACAUUUCUUUCACAUGCUUUAUUUAUAUUAUGUGGAUGAGGGAGUGUAUAAUAUCUUCUUGAUUCAGUCCAGGCGAAUUCCAUUUUAAAAGCACAACCUUUUUUAUCUUCCUAUUGUAUAAAUAAGUAUUGGGUAAUUGUGAUGUACAAGUGGCAGAUUCUCAUCUGUUAACGAAUAAAAAAUAAGAGAUUGAAUUCCAUGUACAUGAAAUUAGGAUUUUUACCACAAGCUGUUUAUAUACAAAGAUAUAUACAAAAAAGAGAAACAUAUUCUUUCUCUUAAAAAAAAUGGCAUAUUUUCUGGAAGCGUGUUAUGAAAGGAUUUGUACAUAAUUUCAGGAUGUAGUAGACAAAUAAUUUACUCUUUUUUUAAGAGACUGAAUAAUAUAUAUAUAUAUAUUGGUUUUGAAACCCUUUCAUUUUAAUUAUAAACAUCAAUAACCCUAUUGAGAGCCAACUUUCAAGUCUAUGUAAAUAAAAAAUAGUCUACAGGAGUUUUCCUUAAUUUUUGCCAAAAAUAUAGAAUAGAUUUGAUAUUUCAGAGAAACUUGCAGGAAACCUAGGACAGCUAUUCAAUUUGAAUGUGAAUUAUUCGAUACCAAACAAAUACAAAUUAUCCGCAUUUGAGGAUAUAAAAUUGAUAAUAUUUAUAAAUAGGACAUUAAUUAUAUAUUUCAUGUUUGAAUAGGUAUCAAUUCUGAACUCCAACAACAUUCUCAGGUUACUCUAUCUUUCACAAUAAUUUGAUGAUGUUUGCUGUAAACGUCUAUGCAUAUGGGAGAUCGGGUAUUUUGAAAAUGGCGUUCUAUUGGAAAGUCAAAAAAUCGCUGUAGUAUGUGUUCCAUCUCAGAAAAUUGUAAGACAUAAUAUAUAAUAUCUGCUGUGGAUAGUACAAAUCACUAAUCACAAUAAAUGUGAAUUUUUAAUUUUUUUAUUUAUUAUGGAGAGAUCAAAAAUGGGUCAUAAUAACUCUAACUAAUAAAAACUGGUUAUUUCAUCUUUAUUGCAUACAGUAUGAUCCUGAAUUCAAGUUACAAAACCCUAGAGACUUAGAGAUUCUUUCCAUAAAAAAUGAGAAGAAAGGUUCAUGUUUACAGGGUGGUUGGAAUUCAAGCCUCAUCAUUGGGAUCUCGUAAAACGUAAGAGAUGCAGGGUCGGUUAAAUUAUGGCAAAGUGACGCAGUUUCACGCCUGGAAAAUUCCGAAUAAUUCCAAAGAUUUAUGGAAAAAAACGAAUAUGCGCGAUGUCAUUUUUAUUUCAUUUUUCUUACUUGAAUAGAUGUAACAAAAAAAUUACACAUUUCUUUAAUUAAUUACACUGUUCUACAGAUUUUCAUACCGACGUUUCGACUUUGAGCUGCCAUCAUCAACUUUGUUUUUUAAAUACGGCUCUGUAUUUUGUAUUAUGUAAGGAAAUCGCGAAUAUUCGUUUUUUUCCAAAUAUAUUUGGAAGUAGUCGGAAUUUUUCGAAUUUGAAACCGGCAUUUUCUUAGGCACAAAAUUGCGCAACUUUGCCAUAAUUCAACCGACGCUGUAUCUCUUACAGCUUACGAGAUCCCAAUGAUGAGGCUCGAAUUCCAGCCACCGUGUUCAUAUGUCCAAUCAGUACGAAAUACAUGAAUCGCAUUUCUAUCAAUAUGUGAAAAACGCUUUUGCUGAUUUGAAUUGAAUUUUUUGUCUGUUGAAAACUUUUUGAGAUAACUUUUAGACCUGUCGAGAGUUUACUCCAAGAACGUAUCUAAGGGUCAAGUAUGAUAUUUUUUUCUACUACUGUGCGGAAAAGUCCAUUUCCAUCAGGUGAUAGUUUAUAUUAGAUUAGAUUUAGAGUUGGGCCUUCGAGUUACCUGCCUCCAAACCGCGAACUUUUCAGAUCUAUUGUGUCUGUCCUCAGAAUCGUUUAGAGUUCUUUGGCUAGCCCUGCCUUCUCUAUGAGACUCCAUAGGCUAGCUUUCAGAUCCACUGUGUAACUGUGCUCUUUGUUCUCACUCACCCAGCGUAAGGAUCCUUAGUCUUGAUAAGCCCUCACAGUGGCAAAGUAUGUGUACUCCUCCUCCUCCUCCUCCUGACAGAACCUGCACAGCAGUUCUUCAUUCAGACCUACCGUACGCAUGUGUUUGUUGAGCCUACAAUGCCCUGUGAGAAGUCCCACUAGUAUUCUAGUUGUAUUUCAUUUCUGGCUCAGUAGAUAUUCUGUGGAUGUUGGCGAUGGUUUUUUAAUAAAUUCUUUUGCCUGUCUCGUUUGCCUGGCCAGUUGUUCCACCAUUCUUGAGAUUUGGUUUGCAUCCAUGAUUUAAUACUUGUUUUUUGUAUAGCUUUCGCAAUACCACAAAAGGGUUGUGGGCCAUUCAGAGCCUCGUUUGUUUCUGCUCGGGCAAGUGCCCUCGUACCCUGUAUGUGCUGGUACCCAUGCUAGAGUCAGUCUGUUCUGACUGCCCAGUUCAUCUCAGGUGUCAAGAGCAGUCCCAUACUAGCUUUGAGUUAACUUGCAUUGAGUGAUAGUUAUUUGUUUUACUAGGCAGAUUGACUGCCGCGGCUGAUAACUAACAAGGUUAGGAAUUCAGCCAAAGCAGUCUAUCUACAGCUCCUGCCGUGUGAACCAUAGUUUUUUCUCCAAAUGUUAUAAAUCAAUUUUGUGUAAUUUUUCUAUAGAAAACUUCAUCAUUUUGUGUUCACCCAAUGUCAGUGCCAAUUUUUAUUACCAAUUUCCUUCAAAUUUCUUGGAACUUUGCAUAGCAAUAAACUUUUCCUGCCAAGGCAGGGAAAGUACAACUUUCCUGCCUGUUAGGUGUCAGAGAAAAGCCACUUUUCCUGCUGCUAGGAGAAAAACCUACUAUUUCAGAUAUCAAUUUGAAAACAACUUGUUGUUUUCCUGAUUUUUUUCCACCUUGAUUUGUUUUCAAUAAAAAUAGUCAAGUUUAAAAAACUGAACAAUUGAUUUUUUCUAGAAGAGAAGUAAAAUAAAGAAAACAAAAAUAGCAGACUGAAAAGUUAUGUUCUCAUUGGUUUAACUUGAAAAGCAAUAAAAGAUUGAUAAACCCUUCAGCACUCUUAAUCUUGAAAGCAAACCAAUUUUGCAAAUAAUAUGAUGGACACUUUCUCUCCAGUUUUUUAGGAAGAAAUCUUCGCUAGACUUCUGUCACUUGAAUUCAGGAACAUCCUGUAUAAUAAUUGAAGUACACUUCGAAUAAUGCACGUUGAAAAAAUCAAAUCGUCAUGUCCGAGGAUUUUUUGCAAUCUAUUAGGUAUCGGAAAUAUCGAAUUUGUCUGAUAUUUUUUACGCGAACUGUAUGAUAAUGAUCGAUGUUGUUACUAGAGAGAUGAGUCUCGAAGUAAAAAAAUGUUACUCAAGUUUAUUGUUAUGGUUCAGUAUUUUGAAAUAGAAAAUGAUGAAUUUUUUUCUUAAAGGAAGAUUUGAAGACUGUAGAAGUUCUCAAAUAUAUAUCGAAUAUUUAUAUGAUUCUGCUACUUAGUUUUUUCCACAACCCAGGACAAUAAUUUUUUUUGUAUUCAUUUAUGAACAAUGUUUUGCUGUUUGAACUAUUUCAGUAUGGUGUACAAUCAUAAAGUCAUCAUGAUUAACAUAAUGUAUAUUCAUUUUUUAUCUUUAUUUUCACAAACUUCAAAUAGAUAAUGUGAAAAAUCAAUAAAAAAUUUGUUACUAUUCAAAACAAGAUAAUGCGCCAUCCAAUCAGUCGUAAUUUUAUGAGAAGCUAAAUUAGCCGUUGCAUUCAAAGGUGGUUCUAAGGGAGGGGGUAGAGGGGGUUAUUACUUUCCCCCCUAGAGGAUAACGACAGAUACAUUUUUUAAAUUGUAUUCAU
Molecule: messenger RNA, 6710 nt
Organism: Phaedon cochleariae (mustard beetle)
Lineage: Eukaryota; Metazoa; Arthropoda; Insecta; Coleoptera; Chrysomelidae
Source: the annotation of a GenBank genome assembly